UCGGAGAAGCAGCUAGCUGGAGAUGAUGUCCCAUUUGUCUUUUUGACUUUUAAUGAAGGACUGCAAGAUGCUGCUGUUUACUCUUUUGAUGUGCUUUACUCCGAGCGUACUGGGACAACUGGAGGAAAACCAGUCUGCAGAUGAUAUGGACAUGGAUUUGGCAGACUUUGAUUUAGACAUUGCUCCACGCAGGGUCCCACGGCAGGUAAAAACUAUUCUAACCAAGGAAACCAAACCUCACAUCCAGGAACUCUCCAUCAAGACUACCAUCAUCUCCCGUUACGCCUUCACCGCGGUGUACUGCGCCAUGCUCAAUCGGCACUCCGCCGCCACUGAAGGCAUCUUCCAGUUCCAGAUCCCUGCCAAUGCCUACGUCUCUAACUUCACCAUGAUCAUUGGAGGCCGUGUCUACCAGAGCGAGGUCAGGUCGAAGGAAAAGAGGGUCAAACAGGAGAACGGGAAGGCAAAAAAAGACUCAGGUGAUGCAAGCUCAGAGCCGGAGGUGGAGGUCUUCAGGAUGGCAGCCAGUAUCCCAGGCCGGAACCGGGCGAUCUUCCUGCUCACGUACGAGGAGCUUCUGCAGCGCCGGCUGGGGCGUUACGAGCAUGUGACCAGUAUUCGGCCCAUGCAGUUGGUCAGUCGCCUCAAUCUGGAUGUCACCAUUGUUGACCACUCCCCCAUCACCCACCUGGAGGUGCUGCCUCUUCGUAACAGCAGGACACAGGCCAUUGCUGCAGCUGGGACUAAUGCACCAAAGACACCAGCCAAGCCUGAACCACCCAUCACCACUGCGAUCAAAAAUGAAAAGAACAUCUGCAAAAUCACCUUCAGCCCCAACAUCGUCCAGCAGGCCAAGAUCACCACCAACGGCAACCUGGGAGAUUUUGUGAUCCGUUAUGAUGUCGAGAGAGAACUGGGGAUCGGAGACAUACAGGUUUUAAACGGCCAUUUUGUCCACUACUUUGCUCCCAAAGACCUGCCUGUUGUGCCCAAGAAUGUGGUGUUUGUGAUCGACACCAGCGCCUCCAUGUUGGGGACGAAAAUAAAACAGACUAAAGAUGCUCUGUUCACCAUUCUGAGGGAUCUGCGUCCUGAGGAUCACUUCAACUUCAUCAGCUUUUCCAACAAGGUUAAAGUUUGGCAGCCAAAUCGUCUGGUACCAGUCACACCACUUAAUGUCAGAGAUGCCAAGAAGUUUAUUUACAUGCUGAUGCCUACUGGAGGUACAAAUAUCGACGGUGCGAUCCAGACAGGCUCCACUCUGCUUGGUGAUUACCUCUCGGGCUUUAAUUCCAGCCCAAACAGCGUGUCUCUCAUUAUUUUCCUGACUGAUGGACGGCCCACUGUGGGGGAAAUGCAGUCUACGGCAAUCCUGGGAAACACUCGCUCAGCGGUUCAGGAGAAGUUCUGCAUCUUCACCAUCGGUAUUGGGAAUGACGUGGAUUACAGGCUGCUGGAGCGCAUGGCUUUAGAAAACUGUGGUAUGAUGAGACGGAUCAACGAGGAUGCAGACGCUAGUGCCAUGCUCAAAGGGUUCUAUGAUGAGAUAGGAACUCCUCUACUGUCUGACAUCAGGAUCAACUACACUGAGGAUUCAGUCGAGUACGUCACCCAGCAUCUCUUCACCAACUACUUCAAUGGAUCUGAGAUUGUCAUCGCUGGCAAACUGACAAACCAGAGUGCAGAAUCACUCCAUGUCCAGGUCACCGCAAGCAACAAUGACAAGAGUAUAAUCCUGGAGACCGAUGUUCCUCUGCGGCACCGUCAAAUAGAGACAGAGAAGCACGUGAAAGCCGCCACAGCAGCAAUGGCAGGGGGAGCCAGGCUUCCAGGGUCAGGGGUCCAGCAGGCAUUAGGGGACGCUUUGGGGUCAAUUGCAGACGACUUUGUAGAACGUGUCUGGGGUUUCCUGAGCGUCAAGGACGGUCUUCGGUCACGGCUACGCAGUCAAACCAGCAAGGAGAGGGAAAACCACACCAUACAGGCCACCAACUUGUCUCUGACCUACCACUUCCUCACUCCCCUCACCAACAUAGUGGUGGAGAAGCCUGAGGUCCUAGCUGAUGGUACCAUGGCGCCAUCACCCACCGUCACUCCAGGGGCUGGAAAAGCUGCCUCAUCUGCUAAUGAACUACCAGAAGAUACAGAGGAUGGAAACUCACAGAGGCCUGAUGGGAUGAAACCAGGCGGCCAGAGUUCAAGUCAUGGCAGUACCAUGGGCAAACUUGAGAGACGACCAGCCAAGAAAUCCAUCACCAUCUCCAAAACUUCAGCUGAUGGUGACCCCCACUUUGUGGUUGAGUUCCCCCUUAGUAAACUGACUGUGUGUUUUAACAUCAAUGGUGAGCCUGGACACAUCCUUCGCCUGGUCUCUGAUCACAAGUACUCUGGGGUGACAGUAAAUGGAAAGCUAAUUGGUGCCCCAGCACCCUCAGGCAGCCAUAAGCAGCAGCGUACUUACUUCAGCACCAUUACCAUUGUGGUGAAUCAUCCAAAACGAGCCUACAUUGAAGUGACACCCAAGAAGGUCAUCCUGGAUGGGAGGGACCGCAUGGUUCUGGCCUGCCACUCCACGGUCACUGUGGACAGUGGUGCUCUGACAGUGGCCAUCGUAGGGAAGUCAAAUGUGACGGUAUCAAUUGGAGGAAACAUCACCUUCGUCAUCUUGCUGCACCAGUACAAAAACCCCGCACCCUACCAGAGGGACCAUCUGGGGUUCUACAUCGCCAACAGCAAGGGGCUGUCACCCAACUGCCACGGCCUGCUGGGUCAGUUCCUGUAUGAGGAAGUGGGACUGGGAGAGCUCCCAGUACAAGAGGACAUGAAACCAUUGCCAGUGCUGAAGGUGAAGGACCGCUCGGUGCCGGUGGUCCAAAAGAGCAGAAGGAUCUACAGCGGGACGCAGAACGUAGACUGCUGGUUCGCCAGGAACAAUGCAGCCAAGCUCAUAGACGGACAGUACGAGGACUAUUUGAUGUCACACAUGUUCGACACAGGAGAGUGGCCACAUGGGACUAACAGAGUGUGAGACAACAGCCAUGAACUGGCAUUUAAUUAUGUGACUUAACUCAUUUUAGAAUGAAUCCACAAAUAUGGCAUCCACAGACACAAAAGGCUUCAAAUCUUCACAAGUCAGUUUCCCUCCUGCCCAGUUUUCUAUUUUGAAUAUAUUUUUAUACUAUUUCUAAUAGAAAUUUAAUGCUUUUACUACAACUUUGGAAGAAACUAUUGGACCACUUUGACAAAGUAGUGCAUAGUCAAUAUUAGUCGUAAUUCUUUAAAGUCUUCAGGGUCUCAAAUCUGGCAAGAGGCACAUGAAAUGUUUACUGUAUAAAUGUAAUAACUUAUAACUAAAUGAAAGA
Molecule: messenger RNA, 3362 nt
Organism: Sphaeramia orbicularis (orbiculate cardinalfish)
Lineage: Eukaryota; Metazoa; Chordata; Actinopteri; Kurtiformes; Apogonidae
Gene: itih5
Product: inter-alpha-trypsin inhibitor heavy chain 5
Biological process (GO): hyaluronan metabolic process
Molecular function (GO): serine-type endopeptidase inhibitor activity
Source: RefSeq, a predicted model, not a curated record